AUGUGAAGUUUCAUGGUCUCCCCUGACAAAUCAUCAAUGGCCAGGAACCUUUAGCAGACACACUCUAUUGCUCCCACCCACACUCAUUUUACAGAAGUCAAAAGUUCCUUUUUCAUUUUACAGUCAAAGAGCGGGCCUUGUUUAUUUCAUUUUAUUUCAAGCAGCUGAAGGCCUCCGAGAGUAGCUCAGGUCAUAAGUGUGUGCUAUACAAUAAGAGAGAGAGACAAUUUUUUUGGUUUUCGUUGAGUGAGAGGAAAUUUUGAAACAUUGUGCAAUGGUGCCGCAAACGUUUUGAAAGGUUGUGAGAGCGUUUUAUCCUGCAAAGAGAGUCGGUCCGUUGGAGAAGAGGUCUCCAUGUUGCAUCCGUACAGAAUGGAGAGCUAUCUCAUCCCGCCUCACUCAGAAGAAAUGUACGAUCCUGAGAUCUACAGACAUCAAAUUACAGAAUAUUAUAAUCCAUAUGUUCUAGAUGCAGAUAUCCAGGCAGAUCACUGGGAGUUUCACCCUCACCCCCACACACACCCAGUAGAGUUUGAAAACCUCCAGGAGGCCAAUUUCACAGAGCUGCAGAGUGUGCAGGCUCUCCACGGGCCCGGCCUCAUACGACACGAGGCCAUACGCUACGAGGCAGAAAACAUGUUGGAUCCUAAUCUUGGGGCCCAUCCACAUGUGUUACAGCAACAACUAGCGUUCUUCCCUCGGGCGUUGUAUCAACAACACGUGUCCCAGCGCAGCUCCGACGAUGAGGAGCACGGAGGACGAAGUCCCCCUCUGGAGGUGUCUGACGAGGAGUGUCUGAGGGAUCGAGUCCCUUACGUCACAACAGGAGAGCUGGGCAAUAAAAAGAAGAUCCGUUUGUACCAGUUCCUGUUGGACCUUUUAAGGAAUGGCGAUAUGAAGGACAGUAUCUGGUGGGUGGACAGAGAGAAAGGGACUUUCCAGUUUUCUUCCAAACACAAGGAGGCUCUCGCACAUCGCUGGGGAAUCCAGAAGGGAAACCGCAAAAAAAUGACCUAUCAGAAGAUGGCUCGAGCUUUACGCAACUACGGCAAAACUGGAGAGGUGAAGAAGAUAAAGAAGAAGCUGACGUACCAGUUCAGUGACGAGGUGCUGGGGAAGACUCAUCUGGAGAGGAAAUACAUGUAGGCGUGAGGGAUGAUGAAGUCCCAAGAUUCAUGCACCAAAAGUGUUGAGGCGUAGUUUCUGGUGUUAGAUGCUUAAAUCAAACGUGCUGAUCUGUAAAUUGCAUUUUGUGAAUAGCACCAUUACUGCUGUACAGUGGGAUCAAUAAUUAUAAUGUACAGUCAAAAGGAGAGAGAAAGGGAGGGGGACAUAUCAGACCCUGAGGUACUGUGCAUAUGUAUUGUUUAAAUGCAGGUGCACCCACACUUAUAUAUUGUUUUUGGAAAAGUCUGUUUGACAAUUUUCAAUGUAAAACACCAAAUUUUGUGUCAUGUCAAGUAACUACAGUAGACUUGAAACUCCCCAGUAUACCCGGGCUUUCUUGCUACUGUGUGUGACUCUCUUUGUACUGGACAGGCUUAAGUUCUCUUCUACGUAAUACUAUGUGUAUGUAUAUA
Molecule: messenger RNA, 1580 nt
Organism: Centropristis striata (black sea bass)
Lineage: Eukaryota; Metazoa; Chordata; Actinopteri; Perciformes; Serranidae
Gene: spi1b
Product: Spi-1 proto-oncogene b
Exons: 5
Coding region: 355-1146 (263 amino acids)
Biological process (GO): cell differentiation; regulation of transcription by RNA polymerase II
Cellular component (GO): nucleus
Molecular function (GO): DNA-binding transcription factor activity, RNA polymerase II-specific; sequence-specific DNA binding
Source: RefSeq, a predicted model, not a curated record